AUUGUGGGCAGCAAGCCCUUGGGGGAGAUUCGGGGUACGUGUUCUCCCCCAACCAUCCGGGCCUGUAUCCGCGUAACAAGAACUGCAUCUGGACCAUCACUGUGGACAUCGACAAGAGAGUGGUCCUGACGUUUGACAGCUUUGAUGUGGAGUACCAUGACCACUGCGCUAACGACUAUGUCCUACUUGAGGGGAAAGAUGGAGACGCCAUUAAUGAGAACUCUGAUGGUGAAGUCUCAGGAAUAUAUCCAGGUGUGGAUCUAUGGAAGAAGACCCCUGAUGGAGGAAAAUUAUGCGGUACCAAACCUGACAAUUUUACUGUAAUGAGGAAUUACACUUCUCGGACUAACAUCAUGACCGUGACUUUCAAAUCUGAUGAGUGGGUCUCCGGGACUGGAUUCAACGCCUCAUUUGUUGCUGUGGAUAAAGAUCCACCCACAUGCUCUGAGAAUGAGAAGGAGUGUGCUGACCUCUUGGGAUGUGUGGCAUUCGCCAAGAUCUGUGACGGCUCAAAUGACUGUGAAGACGAGAGUGACGAACAGAACUGUGUGUGUGAGCAGAUCCCAUCAGAACUCAGCAUUUGCAAGGGUACCAUUGACUAUGGAACGAUGGUCUACCCCAACCUGUACGGCCAUGAGAACGAGACUGUGCUUCUGAAUUCCCCGAUCCUCGGCAGUCUGCAGGCUCUACAGUCCACUCCCCACCCUUGCCAUGACGACGUGUUUGCCUUCGUCUGUUCCCUGCUGGCUCCCAAGUGUGUGGGAAAUAUGAUCAAGCCACCAUGCAGGGUCUGGUGUCCAGACAUCAUGGCCAGCUGUCAGAACCUUACCGACCUGGUGCCUGACAUCUGUGCAACCCUGCCAUUCUCUGAGGACUGCUACAUCAACCGUGCCACAAACCAGCCGGGAGCGGGUGGACCAGAAGGACCAGGCAGUGCAAGUGGAUGUGGAGGAGUUCUACGUGGACUAAACAGCACGUUCCAGUCACCCAACUUUGGGAGAGGCAACUAUGGCAACAACAGAGACUGUGUCUGGUCCAUCAGGGUCUCCCCGCACCUCGUCCCUGAGAUAUCUUUCCACAGCUUCAAGCUGGAGGGGGGACCAGCUGAUGGGAACUGUCCCUACGACUAUGUCAGGAUAUUUGAUGGGGAAUGGCCAGACAGCAAGUUCAGCAGCAUCAGAUUUCAAAGUGGUGAAACCCAAGAUGCAGAGAGGCUCUGUGGGGAACUGACUGAGAAAUUGGUGGUGAGACCAAAAAGCUACAUAGUGUCAGUCAUUUUCUCUAGUGAUGGACAAAACUCCAAGGAAGGUUUCAGUGCAUCUUACACAACAAGGGACAGAGGUGCUCUGCCGUGCCAGAGAGGUGAAGAGUUGUGUGAUGAUAAUGCCCAGUGCAUCCCCCUGUCCAUGUAUUGUGAUGGGAAGUUUGACUGCUGGGAUAAAAGUGAUGAAAAGGAUUGCCAGUGUAAUCCACUACAAGGUGAGCUGGAGGAUCUAUGUGCGAGGAGAGAUGGUUCUAACUAUGUGUCCUUCCCAAACAUGAUUGGGCACAAGACUGCCAAUGAACUGCAGAACUCCCAAGAAUACAGCAGCCUGAAGAGCCUGAUGCGGAGCCUCUGCCAUGUGGACAUUGCCGUGUUUGUGUGUGAGAUGAUGUCUCCCUCGUGUGACCGCUCCACCGCCACCAGCAAAGCUCCCUGUAGGUCCUGGUGUGAAGAAAUAAGGUCAGCCUGUGAGAGUGAAGCAGAGUGGCCAUCAGACUUCCCCUCUUGUGACAUCAUUGAGAGCCAGGAUGCCAACAACUGUGUGCAAGGACCAACAUCCCUACACUGUUACCACGGGAAGGGAGCCAACUUCAGGGGCCAGAUUGCUGUGACUGAGACUGGGCGGAACUGUACUGCCUGGGCAGAUCAUCAGUACGAGGUUACCAACUUCCAAUGGGCCAACCUGGACAACAACAACUGCCGCAACCCCGGUAAUGUUGCAGAACGGCCGUGGUGCUACGUGGACAACCAGUGGGAGUAUUGUCGUGUCCCGCCAUGUAGUGGACAGGUUUGCCGCAACCGAGGCCUCCCCAGAAAUGUUCAAGCCCAUCCUGUGAAAGAGUUCUACUGGCCAGGAGAUAAGGUGACGUACCAGUGUGCCUCCACCUACACACUGAAGGGCUCUGCAGUCAUCAAGUGUCUGGACAACUCCACUUGGAGCAGCAGUCUUCCUACUUGUAUUGUGAAUGAGUACAGACAGUUGCUGGAGGAUCUGUUUGACGUGUACAGUGCAGAGGCAGCACCCUCCGAGCUGCCAGUAGACGUCACUACAGUGUUCUCUGGACAUGUUGUCAACAUAGUGUCAUUGGAUGAGACUGGACCAGAAGUGCAGACUGAAGUUGUGGUGGAAUUUCGCUGGAUUGACAAUAGGCUGUCUUGGACACCUACCUCAUAUGGCAACAUAGACACCCUACAAGUGGCUUACGAGAGGGUCUGGGCUCCUACUGUGAUUCUGCAGAGGAAUGCUGACACUGGCUUCACCAGAUUGCCAACUGUGGAUGUGACUUUGACAUCAUCAGGGGAGGUCAUCUGGCAGGUGCAGACGCUGGUCACUACCACCUGUGACCUUGACCAGUACCUCUUCCCCUUUGACUCCAUGACAUGUCCUGUGUGUUUGAAGACAGACCUUACUAAAGGUGAGAGACUGAGUUGUCCCCUUGAGGGUAACACGACAGCAGAGAACAACUUGAACUGCAGUACUUCCUCCCAGACGUCCACAGGAGAGUGGUCUGUCACCAUCACUGCAGAAAGUACAAACGACACAGGCUGCCUGAAUCUGGCACUACAGCGGAACCCAACAUACCAUAUGUGCACCACCAUCGCUCCUACCAUCAUCCUCGCCAUUCUCAUGGCCAUCACCUUCCUCAUCCCUAUAGACAAGGGAGACCGCUUGUCCUAUGGGAUGGCUGUUCUGCUGUCAAUGGUGGUAUCACUUGUCGUCAUCACAAGCUUCCUUCCACGCUCCACUAACAUCCCAUUUGUUGGGACCUUUGUGGUUGUGUCCAUGUCCUUUAUGGCAUUCUUCAUGCUAGUGACUCUGGCCAUCAUCAUCAUAUCUGGCAAGGAGGGUGACCUCCCCUCUUGGGCUCGCACUGUCUUCCUCAGGUACAUGGCCCAAUGCCUUUUGAUGGGAAACCUGGCCAAGAAGUCUUAUACAUUGGAGGUGGGUCGAAGCAAAAAAGAUGUCAUCUAUGAGAAUGGCUCCUUCACAAACCUUUGGGAGGAAGGGCCACAGCGUGCGGAGGAAAAGUCAACUGGUGAGCAGACAAAGCCAGUCGAUGCCAACCUGAGUGCCAUGAUCAGUGGGAUCAGGGAGAGCAUUGACAGCCUGAAUGCCAAUAUUGAAGCCAUGGGACAACAGAAGGAAGAUGAGGAGAGCGAGUGGGUGGUGCUGGCCCACGUGCUGGACCGUCUGUGCCUGGUCCUCUACAUUAUUUCCUCCAUCGUUGCCGUGCCCCUGUCUCUGUACCUAGGCCACCCUUAGCUACAGAGAUGCACCAGAAGAAUGAAUGAGGAUGUUUUAGAUGACAGAUUGUGGCCUUGAUUUUUCUUUAGGAGUGAGGGAAAGAUGAUUACAAGCUAUAUCAUGUAAGGCAUGAUAAAUUGGAAUAAUUGUAAGUGUGCCUGGCUGACACACUUAUGCAAUACUUUAUCUCAUGAUGCCAAAUUCUAUUUCCAAAUCUGGACAGCAGACAUUGGGCUGAAAUACUAAGUGUUCAUAAUCAUAUUAACCAAGACCAGUAGCAAUGUGUGACUGAAAUUUGCUUCUGUCACAAUAAUAUCAUCAUGUAUAUUUGGUUGAUAACAUAUAGCCAGACAGAUUGACUGAAUAUUUCAGCCAUGCUAUGUUUCAUGUAGUUACAGAUGCAUUGUAUUCAAUAUUAAGGUUUAAGUGCUUAUUGAAUGGAAUUAAUGUAUUACAUAUUGUAUUCAGGACUUUAACAAAUUACUGCAGAAUCAUGGAUCAAUGGGAAUUGCCUGUUGACUAAAUGAGAAUUCAAUCUAAACAAUCAGUUGCCUUUCCUUAGAUUAUUGCUUUCAGUAGUUUCAGUGUAUUUCUUAUAAUCAUGGUGAUUGUAUUGUUAACCUCGGUAUGUCUUUUGUCGCACUUAGGGCUAAUUAGCAAAUAUUGUAAGAGCUAACAGUACAAUGUAUAUCAUACUUCAGGGUGAAUUUCAGACUUUGUUAUUGAUGGUACAAUUUACUAUUAUAAUAAUACUAAUAAACUUUCUGUGUUUUGGAAUUGGGAGUCACAAAGGAACUAAUAAAACUUUUAAACAUUGAA
Molecule: messenger RNA, 4328 nt
Organism: Branchiostoma floridae (Florida lancelet)
Lineage: Eukaryota; Metazoa; Chordata; Leptocardii; Amphioxiformes; Branchiostomatidae
Biological process (GO): monoatomic ion transport
Cellular component (GO): membrane
Molecular function (GO): extracellular ligand-gated monoatomic ion channel activity; protein binding
Source: RefSeq, a predicted model, not a curated record